Molecule: messenger RNA, 2604 nt
Organism: Chara braunii
Lineage: Eukaryota; Viridiplantae; Streptophyta; Charophyceae; Charales; Characeae
Source: the annotation of a GenBank genome assembly
GGAGGGAGAGAAGCCCUCCUCGCUAUCUCACCUGCAGGUAGCUGUCACUUGAACUGACUUCGUCCGUUGCUAUGUGCAGGUACCGCGUGGAGCCCGGCUAUGGUGCCAGGUUUCCGGAUGCGAAGAUCAUCUCCUUGGAACCCAGCAAGAAGAACUAUGAGACAUUACUGUUGAAUGUGAAUGGCUUUGGCAACGUGAUCCCCCUUCAUGCAGGGCUGUGGAAGAGUAUGUCUCAGCUCAGACUCGUCAACUGCACCACCAAUGGGAACAGCUGGGAGAGAGAGUGGGGAUUCCAGGUGGAGGAGGUAAGUAACUGGAAUGAAACGGAAGCAGAAUUUAUCAUGACUGGUCUGACCGUAGAAUUCCUGCUGCGCCUCUUUGACUUGCAAAGCUUUGACUUUGCGAAGAUUGAUAUUGAAGGAUCUGAAAAGGAACUGUUCACGAGAUCGGAAACGAAUACUUUGAAGUGGAUGGAGAGCACAUCUCUGUUUAUGGUAGAAGUGCAUGACAUGAUGAGAGCAGGUGCUAAGGCUAUUGUUGAUGGGGUUUUCAACAAGAGUGGUGAUAACAAAUUUCACAUGCUCAAGGACUAUGGCAUGUUCCAAGCAUGGACAAACACGCGGUUGAUUCCCACUUCAAGUUAAUGAAUGACUUCUCAUAUGGAUACCAAAAGGCGAUGUGGAGGACUUCAUCCUUAUCUAUAUGGCAGCAGAAUUCACAGGAUAUGUCAAUAGCAAGGCGCUGCAAGGGCUCCUGUCGUGGACCAACACAUGGUUGGUUUCCAGUCUAAAUGAACAUCUUCGUUCUCAGAAAUGGAGUGGCGGCUACUACUGUCGUGGACCGACACAUAAAUGAAUGGUCCACACCGGUUGGUUUUGACUCUAAAUGAAUGGCGACUUCUUCUUUGAACAGAGCGGACGAUGUAUCACAUUGCUAUUUGCGGUAGGGAAUCACGCUGAGGAAAUCAAUUGCUGUCAUGACCAACUCAUGGAUGGAUUCGACUUCAAAUGAACGGCUUCUUUCCUGGAAACGGAAAGAGGAAGUAUGCAUCAUUACUCAUGUGGUGGUAGAAGUUCUGGUUAUGUUGAGAAAUGACUGCUCUUGUCAUGGACCAGUAUGUGUUUGGUUUCUUCUCCAAAUGAACUGACUUCAGAAACAGAGGUGGAGGAUGGAUGGCAAUGCUAUUCAUGAUGGAGAACUGGAGGAUCUGUUGAGAGCGCAUGACUGGUUUCCACUCUAAAUGAAUGGCGACUUCUUCUUUGAACAGAGCGGAGGAUGUAUCACAUUGCUAUUUGAGGUAGGGAAUCAUGCUGAGCAGAUCAAUUGCUGUCAUGACCAACUCAUGGAUGGAUUCGACACCAAAUGAACGGCUUCUUUCCUGGAAACGGAAAGAGGAAGUAUGCAUCACUACUCGUGUGGUGGUAGAAGUUCUGGUUAUGUUGAGAAAUGACUGCUCUUGUCAUGGACCAGUACGUGUUUGGUUUCCACUCCAAAUGAACUGACUUUCAGAAACAGAGGUGGAGGACGCAUGGCAAUGCUAUUCAUGAUGGAGAACUGCAGGAUCUGUUGAGAGCGCAUGACUGCUGUCAUGGACAAAUACAGGAAUGAUUUUCACUUCAAAUAUAUUAGCAGAGUGGCACGUGGACAGUAAGUGAAGUGGUUGAGGCUCGCAUGAGUAGAGGUAGUAGGAAGUAGAUUAGGGCAGGUCAUACCACUAGUAGAGCUGCUAGAUUGUUGUUCCUUUGAUGAUUGGAGGUGAAAGUCGGGCUUCCUUUAUCAAGAGACUGCAGUGUUCUGUUUGCUCCUUGUUGGUGUGCGUUCAACUUCGGUCUUCUGUUUGCUCCUGUUUGAUAUUCUGUGAGAUUUUGCAUUCGUGAAUAUUGGUGUUCUCAUUUCGUUUUGGAAUUGGAAAAAGUCCAUAAGGGUAUAAAAUGAGAGAAAGUGAAAGACAGACCAAUUUCAAUGCUCUUCUCAUGACAAGACAUGAAACCUGAUAUCUGCCCAUCGUGGGUUUCCUGACAGUCACGCAUCCAACCUACUAACCUGAACACAUUGCUGGGGGGAUUUGCAUCCUGCUGAGUUUUUUAUAUGCCAUCUUUCGAAAUGAGAUUGUCCAAGGAUGCAGUGCAGGAGCACUGACAUUUACAGAAUUUACCCUGUUUGUCUUUCUCUCUUUAUUUUUGGACAGUGUUGAGCCUGUUUUAGUGGCUUGGAGUAGUUUUUGGAUCACAGCUAGCUAACCCGUAUUUUGUAUGAUGUGAAGGGCUUGUGUGAGGGGAUAAUGCUUGUGGGAGGUGAUAACGUUCGUGCGAGGAUUGGACCCGUUGCAUGGGGCCACUGAAGCCCUCACGAAGCGGCGAGGCCUGAGACAGACAUGGGGGCCUGCUUUUUGGGCAUUUGGCGGACCCCUCGCCCCUUACAAUUUGUUACAGAGUGGAGGGCCCCUUGGCAAUGUGUGCAUGUGUGACCGGGAGGUGAGAAAGGCCCGAAGGCUGCAAUGUUGCAUGUAGCGAAUUAGCCAAUUAGGAAGCAGGAGACAGUGUGUGCCACGUCACACAGUUGGGGCACAUUAACGGAUUCGGCCCUAGUGCAGCAGCUGAAUAG